This is a messenger RNA of Schistocerca nitens (vagrant locust), 1647 nucleotides long. RefSeq names its product lanC-like protein 3. The coding region runs from base 199 to 1452 and encodes 417 amino acids. Gene Ontology annotation, cellular component: plasma membrane. Lineage: Eukaryota; Metazoa; Arthropoda; Insecta; Orthoptera; Acrididae. The record is from RefSeq and is a predicted model, not a curated record. The transcript has 6 exons. Gene Ontology annotation, biological process: carbohydrate metabolic process; peptide modification.
CACAGAUCAAUGAUAAUCGUAGGAACACCAUACCGCGAAUUUAAAAUUACGCGAAGGUACUGAAACCGGAGCAAAUCCACAGCCUUCUAUAUCACAGAGUGAAGACUAGGGAGUGCGUUAAUAGACGGAGUUGUCAAAAACUUUGGGAGGCGCAAUUUUAUUAAGGCAGUUGUCGCUACAUUCGUCACGGGUAGUAAAAUGAGCAGACCUAAACGUUAUUUCGUCAAUAACAAUGAAGAAUGGAAAAGUAGAGAAUUCGCAGUUGCACCGAGUGACUGGUUGCCAAAAAUCAACGAACGCGUCAAUGAAUGCCUUAAACAACAACCCCCAUCAGCAAGAGAUGUGGAUGGUGGUUUGUAUGUUAGCGGUGCCGGCGUCGCUUACAUGCUAUAUCAUUUGAGCACCAACCCACAUUUUGGAGAAAACAAAGAGAAAUUUUGCAACUUGGGGCUGAAAUAUAUGAAGUAUGCUCUCGAAUAUGCUGGACGCAAAGAGAAUGAUCCACAGGAAAGAUCAGCAUUUCUACUGGGAAACGCUGGAACUUACGCAGUCGCCGCUGUGCUCUACCGGUCUGUUGACACCACAGAAGCAGAGAACUGCCUGAAGAAAUUUGCAGCAGCUGCUCAGAACUGUAAACCAUUGAACUUCUUACGUUGUGGGGGUGAUGAGCUCUUUGUUGGUCGUGCUGGUUAUUUAUUUGCUGCACGAUGGCUUCACAAACAAUUUGGAAAAAAUAUUGUCCCAGAAAAAGAUAUUCAUGAAAUUUGCAGUGCUAUUGUGGAAUCAGGGCGCCGCUAUUCAGAAAGACAUCACAGUGCAAGUCCGUUGAUGUAUUCUUAUUAUGAUACAGAAUACCUUGGUGCAGGACAUGGUCUCAGUGCCAUUCUCCAAUCAUUAUUGUUGUGGCCUAGUUUUCUGCAGUCAAAUCCCCAGGCAGAACAAGUCGUGCAUAGAGCUGUUGACUGGUUGCUAUCACUGCAGACGGAAAGUGGCAACUUUCCAUGUGCAACUGAUGAACUGGGUCGGUACAGGAGACAUGAAGAGGAUGAACUUGUGCAUUGGUGUCAUGGAGCACCAGGUGUUGCAUACUUAAUGGCAAAAGCUUACCUUCAUUGGAAAGAUCCAAAAUAUCUGCAGGCUCUCGAAAGAUGUGGAGAGCUUAUAUGGAUAAAAGGAUUACUUCGGAAAGGACCUGGAAUAUGUCAUGGAGUGGCGGGAAAUGCAUAUGUUUUCUUGUUACUGUAUCGCUUGAAUGGUAACGACCGACACUGGCUGUGGCGUGCCUUCACAUUCAUGCAGUUCUUGUACAAUGAACAGUUCAGAAGAGAAGCCAGAACACCAGAUUGCCCUUACAGUUUGUUUGAAGGUUGGGCUGGGACUGUGUGCUUCAUGGCAGACAUGCUAUGUCCAGAUAAUGCUUACUUUCCAUUCUUUGAUGUAUUUGACUCAUGAAACUUGUCUCCUGCACCUUUGUCUAUACUGUAUUGUUAAGACUGAAAUAUGUUUAAUUGAAUUAAUUUUCUUUAGUAUACUGUUGUCAGAAUACAUUUGUGUUGUAAAAGGUUAAAAUUUCAAGAAUCUACGCUUCCUUAGAAGGAAUGUCUUUGUAUGCCCUUUGGAAAUAAAAAUUGUGUUUCAGAAAACUGA